CACCCAGGGGCAGCUCCAGACACAAUAUAAGAGGCAGAGCCCUCUGCAGCUCCAGUCACUGCACCUCCUGGUCUCCUCUGGAGUCAUUGCACCUCCCGGUCUGGUCUCCUCUCUGGAUACUCUAUCUACCGGGCACCCACUGGAUUACCUUUACGCAGCGCCAUCUCUCAAAGGCUUUCCAUACUGCUGUGAAGGGAGAAUAUUGGACACAUUUUUUCCAUUUAUUUUGUUCAACUCUCUUGGAUGAACUAUAAGUUUUUGUUUUCUACACUACCGGGGAAUUGUACCAGUUAAGAGGAGUUAUGCGACUCGGCGUGCUGUGCUUACUGCCGCUGCUCCUCGUUUGCGCUCCAGCGCAGUCUCAAGAUGUUGAGCUGGAGGACGAGAGCGUGUUUGACUUGUUCAGCAUCAGUCACAUCAACCGCAGGACUAUCGGCGCCAAACUCCUGAAGGGGCACGAUGGAGACUCUCCCGCCUACCGCUUCAUCCGCUUCGACCAGAUCCCCUCCGUCAGCGCGCCCUCCUUAAAACAGCUGCUACUGCAGGUGCAGAAUAACGAGGGCUUCAUCUUCAUGGCGACCAUGCGACAGGACCGCGCCUCCCGGGGCACUUUAGUCGGUCUGGAGAGCACCAACGGCCGUCGCCAGUUCGAAAUCGUGUCCAACGGUCGCGCUAAUACAUUAGAUUUGGUGUACUGGGUGGACGGUUCUCAGAACGUGGUGUCGUUCGAGGACGUGGACCUGUCGGAUGGAACGUGGAAGAACAUCACGCUGCACGUGCACGGGGAGAACGCGCACCUGUACGUGGGCUGCACGCUGAUCGACAGCUUCAUCCUGGACGACCCGUUUUACGAGCAACUGAGGCCGGAGGGAAGCAGGAUGUACGUGGCCAAGGGCUCCAUCCGGGAAAACCACUUCAGGGGGUUGCUUCAGAAUGUGAAAUUCGUCUUUGACACGACCUUGGAUGAUGUUCUGCUGCAGAAGGGCUGUGACGUCACCAAGCCAGUGGAGGCCAACUCGGUGACGGGCGGUUCGGAGAUGGUGGACGUUGGUCAUGUGAUCACCACUAACUUCAUCGGCGUGAAGGCGGAGGUGCCGGGGGGCGCGGGGGGGUCGGCGGUGUGUGAGCGCUCGUGCGAGGAGCUGGGCUCGCUCUUCCAGGAGCUCAAGGGGCUGCGCAUCGUAGUCGGAAACCUCAUGGACGGACUACAGAAAGUGACGGAGGAGAACACGGUGAUGAAGGAGGUUCUUGGUAAGAUGAGGGGUUCUAAGGAGAAGAACAUGUGCUGGCAGGACGGACGCCUAUUUGAGGACCAGGAGGACUGGGUAGUGGACUCCUGCACCAAGUGCACAUGCCAGGAGUCUAAGAUCGUGUGUCACCAGAUCACGUGUCCUGCUGUCGCCUGUGCCAGCCCCACUUUCCUUGAUGGGGAGUGUUGCCCUGUCUGCCUACCUAAGGACAGUGAUGAUGGCUGGUCCCCCUGGUCUGAGUGGACUGAGUGUACGGUGACGUGUGGUACCGGUACCCAACAGAGGGGUCGCUCCUGCGACGCCACCAGUAACCCCUGCAGCGGCCCCUCCAUCCAGACCAGGAAGUGUCAACUGGCCAAGUGUGACAGCCGCGUGCGUCAAGAUGGCGGCUGGAGCUUGUGGUCUCCGUGGUCGUCGUGCUCGGUGACGUGUGGCGAGGGACAGAUCACGCGUAUCCGCCACUGCAACGCCCCCGUGCCACAGCUGGGCGGGAAGGACUGCGAGGGAAACGGACGAGAGACACAGCGCUGCGAAGCCAAACCCUGUCCCAUCGAUGGUGGCUGGGGUCCCUGGUCCCCAUGGGCGGUGUGUUCUGUGACGUGCGGGGGGGGCACCAGGGGGAGGACGCGGGUGUGUAACAGCCCCAAGCCCCAGUACGGGGGCCGAAGGUGCGCAGGAGAACUCAAGGACAACGACGUCUGCAACAAACACGACUGCCCCGUCGAUGGUUGUCUCUCGAACCCGUGCUUCGGUGGAGUGGACUGCACUGGCGCCCCCGACGGCUCGUGGGAGUGCGGACCUUGCCCAGUCGGUUUCCGCGGCAACGGAACUGUCUGCGAAGACAUCAAUGAGUGUGAUCUGGUUUCUGACAUCUGCUUCAAAGUGGGCGGGACCCAGCGCUGUGUCAACACCAAUCCGGGCUUCCACUGCCUCCCGUGCCCGCCCAGAUACAAGGGCACGCAGCCGUACGGCAUGGGCAUCGAGCAGGCCAAGACCAACAGACAGGUGUGUGAGCCAGAGAACCCGUGUAAGGAUAAGACCCACAGCUGCCAUAAGCAUGCGGAGUGUAUCUACCUGAGCCACUUCAGUAACCCCAUGUACAAGUGCGAGUGCAAGAUCGGCUUCGCCGGCGACGGCAUCAUCUGCGGAGAGGACUCGGACCUGGACGGCUGGCCCAAUCAGAACCUGGUGUGUGGCGCCAACGCCACCUACCACUGCAAGAAGGAUAAUUGCCCCAGUCUGCCCAACUCUGGCCAAGAGGACUUCGAUAAGGACGGCCAGGGAGACGCCUGCGAUAAGGAUGAUGACAACGACGGAAUCCUGGAUGAGAUUGACAACUGCCCUCUCCUCUACAACCCUCGUCAGGCUGAUAACGAUAAGGACGACGUGGGCGACCGCUGCGAUAACUGCCCAUACGAACACAACCCCGCCCAGAUAGACACCGACCACAACGGAGAGGGAGACGCCUGCGCAGUCGACAUCGAUGGAGACGGGAUCCUGAAUGAGCAGGAUAACUGUCCGUACGUCUACAAUACUGAGCAGAAGGAUACGGAUAUGGACGGCGUUGGAGACCAGUGUGACAACUGUCCUCUGCUGCACAACCCCGACCAGAUUGACACGGAUAACGAUCUAGUUGGUGACCAGUGUGACAACAACCACGACAUCGACGAGGACGGACACCAGAAUAACCUGGACAACUGUCCCUACGUUGCCAACGCCAACCAGGCGGACCACGAUAAGGACGGGAAAGGGGACGUCUGUGACUUCGACGAUGACAACGACGGCAUCCCUGAUGACAAGGACAACUGCAGACUGGUACCCAACCCAGACCAGGUGGACUCGGACGGUGAUGGUCGAGGCGACGCGUGCAAGGACGACUUUGACAACGACAGCAUCCCCGACAUCCUGGACGUGUGUCCCGAGAACAACGGCAUCAGCAUCACGGACUUCCGCAAGUUCCAGAUGGUCCACCUGGACCCCAAGGGCACCACCCAGAUCGACCCCAACUGGGUCGUGCGGCACCAGGGCAAGGAGCUGGUGCAGACCGCCAACUCCGACCCGGGCAUCGCCGUCGGUUUCGAUGAGUUUAACGCGGUGGACUUCAGCGGGACGUUCUACGUGAACACGGACCGGGACGACGACUACGCGGGCUUCGUGUUCGGCUACCAGUCGAGCGGCCGGUUCUACGUGGUGAUGUGGAAGCAGAUCACGCAGACCUACUGGGAGGACAAGCCCUCCAAGGCCUUCGGGAUCUCAGGCGUCUCCCUCAAGGUGGCCAACUCCACCACGGGCACCGGGGAACACCUCAGGAACGCCCUGUGGCACACCGGAGACACACCUGGACAGGUUCGUACUCUGUGGCACGACCCAAAGAACAUCGGCUGGAAAGACUACACAGCAUACAGAUGGCACCUCAUACACAGACCAAAGACUGGCUUCAUCAGGGUGGUAGUUUACGAAGGUAAACAGAUCAUGGCGGAUUCGGGGCCUAUUUACGACAAGACGUUUGCAGGCGGGCGGUUAGGUCUGUUUGUCUUCUCCCAAGAACUGGUGUUCUUCUCCGACCUCAAAUACGAGUGCCGAGAUAAUCCAGACUUGCCCUCACUCUUGUUCUUCAGGUAA
This is a messenger RNA of Engraulis encrasicolus (European anchovy), 3872 nucleotides long. It is a transcript of the gene thbs2a, whose product is annotated as thrombospondin 2a. Gene Ontology annotation, cellular component: extracellular region. Bases 303 to 3872 code for a protein of 1189 amino acids. Gene Ontology annotation, biological process: negative regulation of angiogenesis; cell adhesion. The record is from RefSeq and is a predicted model, not a curated record. NCBI's taxonomy places the organism in Eukaryota, Metazoa, Chordata, Actinopteri, Clupeiformes, Engraulidae. Gene Ontology annotation, molecular function: calcium ion binding; protein binding. The transcript has 23 exons.